Messenger RNA from Cinara cedri, 3627 nucleotides. The record is from the annotation of a GenBank genome assembly. Lineage: Eukaryota; Metazoa; Arthropoda; Insecta; Hemiptera; Aphididae.
GUAUAAAUUUGCGUAUCAAUAUAAUGUAACAUACUUUUUUUAUUAUUUCAGAAGCCAGUCAGAUUCAAAACAGAACGAUGCUUCUAAUCAAGUCACCACGUUUACUCCCUUACUAUACAACUUCCGAGUUAUGCCACAAAUUGGAAGUGACCAAGCAUAUGCACUUCAACAACCUUUUGCCACAUUAUUCGAUAAUCUGAUCACGGUAUUAUGGGUUGUGUAUAACAAGAAAUCAACUCUUAAAAUUGGUAAGAUUUAUUUCUGUGAUCUGUAAACAUAUUCAAAUUAUAUAUUUCUUUUUCCAGGUAUUAAUCAACUGCAAUGGGCAUUAGAGUUCAUGAGAUCUAUGAAAGUAGAAUAUGGUUAUCCAGAAUGUAUAGGAAAAAUUGUCAGCGAGUUUGAAGAUCAACUUAUAAUGUUAUAUUCCAUGGUAGGCAAAAAGAUUGAUGAAAAUAAUCAAAAAAAUGAAGUCGAAAUUAGCGAAAAAAAUGUCAAUGAUAAAAGUUCAAAAAGUAAGUACCUACUUGUAAAAUGUAUUUGUUCAAAUUUUUUGAACUAACAUUUUUACCUGUUAGAAGUAAUAUUAACGUAUACAGAAUGUCCCAUGAAGAUAUAUACCGAUUUUAAUAUAUCCGGAGAUAAUAAAGAUAAUCAAAUUCUGUUUUUUUAUAUUUCUCACAGGGAUAAGGUACCCAAAAUUAACAAAUCUACAAGGUAUUUCGACUAAUUUGUAAUGUUUUUUCGAGUUUAUUCUUCUGAACAUUUUGACGUAUCAAUUUUUUAUUUUUAUUAAAUUCGUAAUUUUUGAAGUUACGAAAAAAAAAAACUAUAUAGUUAAUUAAACAUAAUAAUAAUUAAUUAGAGAAUACGAUUACAGCUUGCAGCAUAUUAUAAUUAUAAGUACUUUUUACUGAACUUAAAAAGUUAUUAAAAAUUACGAAUUUAAUGAAAAUAAAAAGUUCAUAUGUUAAAAUUAUGAGAAAAGUGAACUCUAUAAAAAGGUUGUAUUCAAAUUUUUCGAAAAUAAUAAAAUAAAGUUAUUUUUUUUUUUAAUAUUUUUACCAAAAUAUAAAAAAUGAAUUAAAAUAUUAAUAUAUUUAGUCCUUAUACUUGUGAGUAAUACAUAAAAAAAAAACAGAAUUUUAUUAUCUUUAUUAUCUCAGGAAAUAUUGCAAUAGGUAUAUCUUCAUGGAACAUUCUGUGUAAAAAUAUAAGCAUAUCUGUUAAAAAUUGUAAACAUGAUUAGAUUUGGAUCGUAACGAGGGGUUUAUUAGUUUUACUAAGAUGUGUUUUUUUUCUGUCUAAACAACUUUUCUAUCAGAAAACUUGCCCCGAACAAUAAACUAUAGAAUCUUUUCUGAAAGGUAAUUUUCACUCGCUGGUGCAUCGAGUUGGUCAUUUUUUGAUUUUUUGAGGGGUUUUCGAAAUAAUUAAAAUAAAACCCGAAAGAAAAUUAUAGAUAAAACUUUAAAUAUUUGCGGCGCGUCGUGGCGUUUCUGUUUUCAUUGAUUUCAUUGUGUUAUACUUAAGUUUUCUACCAGAAAUAUUACUUCAAUAGAAAAGUUAAUAAUAUCGAUUUCAUUUCUUAUAAUAUUUCACCACUAGCGGAAAAAAUUAUUUUCUUAUAUCUAAAGUAUUUUUCAUAAUAAUUGGGAAAAACCAAAAGACGCGAAAUAUACAAUUUUUUUCAAAUUAUGGCACGAAGAUUUUAUUUAAAUUUGUAUGGCUUAUGUUUUCUACCAUAAAUAUCGUUCUAAUAAAAAACAUCAAUUAAUAUUUUUUGUUGAAUUUUUAAUGUAACCAAGAGAGUCGUUUUUUGAUUUUCUUCGUAUUUAUUUUUAUAAUUGAGCAAAACCGAAAAGAAAUGCAGAAAGUAAGGAAAAAUGUACAAAAAUAAUUGUUUAAUUUUAUAUUUUUAUGUAACUUAUGUUAUAACAUAAUCAUAGAGACUUGAAAUUUUGACAAAAAACAUAAAUUUGCUUUUUCUAGACGUGGUAAAAUAUUCAAAACAAAUUAAACUAUUUUUGAGCUAUUUAUAGACAUUUUAAUUUUACGAGUUUUAUAGGUAAUUUUUAUUCGGUAGGUACUGUGUAGUAAAUUGAUUAGACUGAAAAGAAAUACCAAACGAAGAAAAAAACCAAACAGCGCUUUGUAUCGCUUUUCGUUAGCGACGGUUUAUCUUUAUGUACAAAUAUAAAUUAUAACUUUAUGUAUCCCGCUUUUCCCACAACCCAUCUAUAACAGUGGCCACACCCGUCCCCAGUAUCAGCUAUUUUUUUUCUUUUUAUUAUAUUUUUAUAUUUUAAUAUCAUAAAAAUACAAUUACUCGUCAGGCAUUAUAAUAUAGUUAAAUAUUUGGAUUCAUUUAUAGGCUUUGGAAUUGAAAACGCUCCCGUGAAUGGUUAUAUGUCAUACAACGAAGAGGAUAUCAUGAAUAAAUUAGAUACAAUAAAAAUUGUAAUAGAUCCGGUCACUCGGAAAUCGAAAUAUUUAAAUGAGUUAAAUUCACUAGGGAAAAGAAAAGAAAGGCCAGAUCGGUGUGCCGCAGAACAAAAAUCAUCCAAAAGUAAUACAAUUUAUUUAUAGAUUAAUAUGUCUAAGAAGAAAAAUAAUUAAAGAAGAUAACUGUUUAUAACUUUAUAUUACUUAAUAUUAAUAAAUUAUCUGGUAUAUUUAAUUUAGAUUCUAUGAUUGAUGCCUUGGAAAAACUAUUGAAGAAAACAACAUACGCAGACACAAAAACCGGAGUUAAAGAGUAAUAGAAUAUUAUAAAAGUAAUAUGUAAAUUUACAGCAAUUUUAUCCUAUUUGUAAUUUAAUUUUCAGAUUAAUUAAAGAACUAAAAGUGGAAGGCCCUCCAGCGAAAUGACACCUUAACACAUCGAAUAAAAUCACUUAAUAAAAAAUUAGUCCAAUCAAACACGAUUUUGCUACUUCGUUUUCCCAGAAUCCACAAAAAUCUUAAGUUAAGUUCUACGGUAUCCUAAAUUUUUAAAAUAAUUCUAUUAAUAUAUACCGCAUUUUUUGCUGGAAUCGCAUAACUUCCGUACCCGUUUACCAGAAAACCGUAAUAGACUUUUCGCACAGAAAUCAAAAGGUUUUAGAAUUGGCUACUGAAUGAGUCCUGACAAAUGAAGGUCGAAAAAGUGAAAUAUUUGAGAACUUGGGAUUUUAAAUAUUUACCCCUAUGCGAUUUCAGCUAAAAUGAUCUACAUGUUAAAUUUUACAUUCGGUUAAAUUUUCAAAAAAGUUCUAUCAACAUAAAGAAAAAUAUACUGUAUCUGACCAAAGAAGCGCAGAGGUAGCAAUGUUGGUUUGGAUAAAAUACUAGGCGAUAUUCCAUAAGUCAUAAAUAUCAAAACUAUUAAUUAUAAAGUAUAAGGGGUGUUGUAAAUUUAUAAAUGUGCAAGAGAUGUUUGCGAGACAAAGUGGGACAUAACUUGGCAUAAAUAGGCAAUCGAAACGAAGCAAUCGACAAUAAGAAAUACACGAUGAUUUGAAAAAAAAAAAAAUAAUGCCAGUAAAAUAUAAUAAGGUACCGAUGUUUUCUACCAGAAAUCUUGCUUCAAAAAUCGAAAAAUGACAAAAGUUCGAAUUUCUUCCUUUUAAUAUCUAACCACUGACGGAG